Messenger RNA from Coccidioides immitis RS, 415 nucleotides. RefSeq lists its product as uncharacterized. Lineage: Eukaryota; Fungi; Ascomycota; Eurotiomycetes; Onygenales; Onygenaceae. The record is from RefSeq and is a predicted model, not a curated record. The transcript is spliced from 4 exons. Bases 72 to 278 code for a protein of 68 amino acids.
GAAAAAACAAUUUUUACUCCAUUACAUAUUAGCAUUUUUACUCAAGGCACAGGACUUCCAUUAGACAAAGCAUGGCUGAUAAAGGAGAACAAUUUCCGGGCAGCCAGCAGCCUGGUGACACCAAGAACACCGCCGAGAGACUGUCUGAGAGCACGAAGUCCGGAUCUGAGGGCGCCAAGCAGAAGGCCCAGGGAGUCAUGGACCAAGCCAAGGAGACCGCUAGCAAAGCGACCGAGUCGAUGUCCAAGUCCAUGGGAAUGGGUGGUGAACAGAAGUAAACGCUUCAUGCCGUAUCAACUGUUCUUCUUUUGGACGCUCGUUUCGUCAAGGAUGCUGGUGCUCGUUGGUGGAGAUACGGCCUAGCUCAAUGUCGAAUAAUGGAAUAAGAUGGUUAAUACCGUUAUCUGAAGUAAAA